AUGUCAUCUUCUACUUGCUCUGUUGGUCCACUAGAACAGCCUCCCCCAGAUGCUACGGGACCUGCCGAUCCCCUUGAGCUUACCCCAUAUGCAAUCCGAUCUAUCAAUGUUGGAGAUGAUAUCCCUCCACCAUUACUGCAGCUUCUAUCAUUUGAAAAAAUGGUUGGUGAUCCAAAUGACAAUGACAGAUACAAACUUGUCUUGUCAGAUGGCACAUAUAUGCAAGUGGCCAUUUUGCCAACCAAGGCCAUCAUUGUAUUCACUCUUGAUGUGAAAAAAACGGAUUGCCAUUUGCUUGGCAAACCUCGAUACCUCUUCAAGGAACAGGAAGAGCAAAUGUUGGGCCGAGAAACCCCGCCACCCACUAAACGUGCUCUUAAAUUCGGUGCAGAUUUGCCUUCCCCACAAAAUGGUCCUUCUGAAAAUAUCAGCCCUAUUAAAAGCUUGAACCCUUACCAAAACAAUUGGACCAUAAAAGGCUGCGUAACAAAUAAGAGGAAGAUGCAUAAAUAUAACACGCCAAAAUGCAAUGGCCAAGUUUUUAGUUUUGAUAUUAUAGACGAAGAGGGUUGUGAAAUUAGAAUCACUUCCUUUGACAAAAUUGCUGAAUUACACUAUCAUCGAAUCGAGCAAGGAGCUUCAUAUGUUAUGUCCAAAGGUACAGUGAAAGAUGCAAACAAGGUGUACAAUAAACUUAACAGCCAGCUUGAGAUUAUCUUGACUGAAACUUCAGUUUUGAAGCGUUGUGCCCUUGAUGUUGUUGGGCCUGAUAAAAAAACCCGCUUCACCCCUAUUGAUGAACUUCUCACCACUACCAACAAUACUUUGAUUGAUGUUAUUGGUGUUGUUGUCAAUGUCGGAGAGAUCUCUGUAAUUCGUAGAAAGGAUCGCUGUGUUGUAAACAAGAGAAUAGUAAAAAUAAAUGAUAUGUCAACUUUGACAAUAGAUGUUAACCUUUGGGGCCCAUCCUCAGAACAACUAGGCAAUGACUUGAAGAAUAUGCAUACAUCUGGAACAUUUGUCAUCCUUGUUGUUCAAAAUGCAAGGGUUGGUUAUUUCAACGGAAAAGUCAUAAAUGCAUCAGCGUCCACAGCUUUUGAAAUCAACCCUUCUAUUCCUGAAGCAGAGCCCCUCCGUUUAAGAGGCCCUAUCCAACAAAGCCUUGAUCCACAUCCUUCGGCUCUCCAUUGCAAAAAUAACUAG
Molecule: messenger RNA, 1203 nt
Organism: Cryptomeria japonica (Japanese cedar)
Lineage: Eukaryota; Viridiplantae; Streptophyta; Pinopsida; Cupressales; Cupressaceae
Product: replication protein A 70 kDa DNA-binding subunit A-like
Exons: 3
Coding region: 1-1203 (400 amino acids)
Source: RefSeq, a predicted model, not a curated record